Verticillium dahliae VdLs.17 is the source of this 969-nucleotide messenger RNA. Its product is annotated as pectate lyase. Lineage: Eukaryota; Fungi; Ascomycota; Sordariomycetes; Glomerellales; Plectosphaerellaceae. Gene Ontology annotation, molecular function: pectate lyase activity. Bases 1 to 969 code for a protein of 322 amino acids. The record is from RefSeq and is a predicted model, not a curated record. The transcript has 3 exons.
AUGAAGUUCUCUCCCAUUGCUCUGUUCGCCACGCUGGCCGUUGCUACCCCCAUCACCUCCCGCAAUACUCUGGCUCGUCGCCAGGCCAGCGAAGCCUGUCCCAUUGGAUACUGCACCGAGAAUGGCGGCACCACUGGUGGCGCCGGCGGCGACACCGUUACGGUCACCACCGUUGACGCCCUGAUCGAGGCCGCCCAGAGCGACGGCCCUCUGACCAUCAUUGUGUCUGGCCAACUCUCAGGGAACACUCGCGUCAGGCCCACCUCGGAUAAGACUAUUUUCGGUGAGGCUGGAAGCUCUAUCGAUGGUGUUGGCUUCUACGUCCGCCGUCAGAGCAAUGUCAUCCUGCGCAACCUAAAGAUCACCAAGGUCGAUGCUAGUAAUGGUGAUGCCAUCGGUAUCGAUGAGUCUACCAACGUUUGGGUCGACCACGUUGACCUUUCUGGUGACCUGUCUGGCGGCAAGGAUGACCUUGACGGUCUCUUUGAUGUUUCUCACGGCGCGGAUUGGAUUACCAUUUCCAACUCUUACCUCCACGACCACUGGAAGGGCUCCCUGAUCGGACACUCUGACAGCAACGCCGGAGAGGACACUGGCAAGCUCCACGUUACUUACGCCAACAACCACUGGUCCAACGUUUUCAGCCGCGGUCCCCUCAUCCGCUUCGCUACCGUCCAUUUGAUCAACAACUACUGGAACGGUCUCAUUGAUUCUGGUGUCAACACCCGCAUGGGAGCCCAGGUCCUUGUCCAGAGCUCCGUGUUCGAGAACUCCGCUGAGCGCGCCAUCUUCUUUGACUACUCUGACGAGACUGGCUACGCCGUUGCCGAGGAUGUCGACCUUGGCGGCUCCGUGAACUCGGCUCCCGUGGGCACCCUGACCUCGAGCUCCCUGCCAUACAGCAUCCCUGCUCUUGGCUCAGGCUCCGUAAAGGCUGCCGUGGUCGGUACCGCCGGCCAAACCCUGUAA